Messenger RNA from Cheilinus undulatus (humphead wrasse), 3851 nucleotides. Its product is annotated as E3 ubiquitin-protein ligase pellino homolog 1-like. Lineage: Eukaryota; Metazoa; Chordata; Actinopteri; Labriformes; Labridae. Gene Ontology annotation, molecular function: ubiquitin protein ligase activity; protein binding. The record is from RefSeq and is a predicted model, not a curated record. Bases 256 to 1536 code for a protein of 426 amino acids. The transcript is spliced from 7 exons. Gene Ontology annotation, biological process: regulation of Toll signaling pathway; protein K48-linked ubiquitination.
AGAAAAGAUGACAAGCUGCAGAGAGUUGCUGUGAACUUUUUUUGUCUUUAGCUGUACCACGGACGACAUAUUUCCAACUAGAGAACAAACCUGAAGCUGGAAAGCCAUUAAAACUGAACGUAACCGGCGCAGAUACACCAAGGAGAAGAGAAUGAUUUAACCCGUCAACCAAGCGGUGAUGACUUUACCUGUCCCGAUGGAGACGCUCUAAGUGGGAAACUCCUCACCCCUCUCCCCCAGUCUGAGGCUGCUCAGAUGUUCUCAGUCGGACAGGAAAACAUCUCCUCUCCACCGUCCACCAAAGGAGCGGUCAAAUAUGGAGAGCUCAUUGUGCUGGGGUGUAAUGGCUCUCUGCCCAACGGUGACAAAGGGAGGAGGAAAAGUCGCUUCGCUCUGUGUCGCAGAAACAAAGCCAACGGGGUGAAACCAAGCACCGUCCACCCCUCCUGUACGCCGCAGGCUGCAAAGGCGAUAAGCAACAAAGAACAGCACAGCAUCUCCUACACUCUGUCCCGGGCUCAGACAGUGGUGGUGGAGUACACGCAUGACUGCAACACGGACAUGUUCCAGAUCGGCCGUUCUACAGAGACUCCCAUUGACUUCGUGGUGACAGACACGCUCCCCGGUGGUCAGAAUCAAGCGGAUGGUCAGGCCGUCCAGAGCACCAUCUCCCGCUUUGCCUGCCGCAUCAUCUGCCAAAGAAACCCUCCGUACUCUGCACGGAUCUACGCCGCCGGCUUCGACUCCUCCAAGAACAUCUUCCUUGGGGAGAAAGCUGCUAAGUGGAGGAUGCAGGAUGGUCAGAUGGAUGGACUGACCACCAACGGUGUUCUGGUGAUGCAUCCACGCCAUGGCUUUAACCAGGACUCCAAACCUGGUCUGUGGAGGGAAAUCUCCGUCUGUGGCAACGUCUUUAUGCUUAGAGAAACACGAUCAUCUCAGCAGAGGGGCAAGAUGGUGGACUGUGAGUCUAAUGAGCUGGUGGAUGGCUCCCUCAUUGACCUUUGCGGCGCCACCUUGCUGUGGAGGACGGCUGAAGGCCUGUCCCACACUCCCACUGUCAAACACCUGGAGGCACUGCGGCAGGAGCUGAACGCCGGUCGACCUCAGUGUCCCGUCGGCUUCAACACGCUUGCCUUCCCCAGCCUCCGCCGCAAAGAUGUCCUGGACGAGAAGCAGCCAUGGGCUUAUCUGCGCUGCGGACACGUGCAUGGAUACCACGGCUGGGGAAGCCGCCGGAACCCCGAGGUGGACGCGGAGAGCCCGGAGAGAGAGUGCCCCAUGUGCCGGACGAGGGGCCCCUACGUACCGCUGUGGCUGGGCUGCGAGGCAGGCUUCUACGUAGACGCGGAGCCCCCCACACACGCCUUCAUCCCCUGUGGUCACGUCUGCUCGGAGAAGACGGCGGCGUACUGGAGUCAGAUCCCCCUGCCGCAUGGCACGCACACGUUUCAGGCCGCCUGCCCAUUCUGCAUCCAGCUGCUGAGCGGAGAAUCGGGCUUCAUCAGACUCAUCUUCCAAAGCCCGCUGGACUAAAACUAUUCCUUUAAAUCUCAGGAAGUCGAUAGGAGAAGAGCGGACAAACUAUAGGCUAGGGGAUUUUAUAACUUAAUUUAUAUUUAACUUAAUUUUGAGCUGUAUAAAUUCUCUUAUGGGUUGGUUCCUGCAGUUUUUAAAUAUCAGAGAUGAUUCAGAUGAUGCUGUCCUCUUCUGUAGUGAUCAGAGUUCCUCCAGAAUUACUCUUACAAGGUUUGAAUCCUUUCUUAUUUAUUCUCUUCCCUCUUUAGUGAUAUUUUUGUAAUUCAGUGCAGAAUUUAACAGCUUUAUGCAAGUUGUCCAACUACACAUUAAUACCUUGUUGUGCCUUAACGAGCCAUAGAAGGGGGAAUUCCAGUAUCUUAAACCCGGGGCCUCAUCCAUGCAAAAAAAAAAAAAAAAAAAAAAAAAAAGUGCCUUAAUGGCUUAAAAAGUUCUGUUAUUGCAUCAGCCAAGAGCUGUAAGAUUGGCUGUAAUAGCUAUAAGAUCAGGUUGCAUUUAUUUUUCUGUUUAUAUCUUCUUUUCAGAUCAAACUCAACAGUUGUGUGACUUUUAGUUGCUUGAAAAACAAACUAGUUGAGCAGCCUUGGACCAGCAUCUCCUGUCUUUCGGGUGCAUAAAUGAAAAAAAUGACUUAGUCCGUAUUUAGGAGCUUUUUCGUCAUGAUUUGAUGAGAUGUGGGGAUCAUCACCUAAAGCCUGCAGAUAAAUCUACUGGACCAAUUUUAAAACUUCAGACAUUCAGCUCAGAAGCGGACUGCAUUCACAUUGGAAAAUAAAAAUCAACUUUUUAAUGAAUGAGACAGAGGAUCGUUCUUGUGUGAUCCAGUAUUUUCAGCACUUACAGUGUUGUGCUGUAUACUGGCCUUCCUGCUUCUUAGAUGCAUCAUCUUGCAUCUGUGAAGCACGCCGUUUCAGCUCAGCAGGUCCUGGAAAACUCGCAGCGUCCAGCAGAUCAGAGCGGGCUUUACAUCUGAAGAACAGCAACAUCUGAAGCCUGGUUUAUCCUUCUGCAGCUAAUAUGUUCUGUAGUGACCCAUGCUGUUGGGAGGAGGGCUAAUUGAUCAUAGCUAAGAUAAUAUUCACGUUAUUUUGAUUGAUAUUAAGAUUAUUGCAUAUUGCUAAUCAGACUUUCCUAUUGACGUCUCUGAUAACAUCAUGUAAUGCUUUUCCAAAGCACUGAGCAGUUUCCUGGGUUGUUAUUAGGAGCGUGUGUUUACAAGCAUCACUGACACACUGUUUAGUCAGUAGGGAUGCACCGAUGCCACAUUUUUUCAGACAAAGGUAAAAGUACUGAGAUGUAGAUACUCACCUGACCGAGUGCAAAUAUGAAUACUUCAUAAUACCUUUACAAUUCUGGAUAUUAUUUCACAUUUCUGUUAUAUUUUUAUCAGAUAUCCUUUAUCUUUUUACUGUAAACUAUGCACUGCUCAUGAAAAGUCUGCACGUUUACGUUUAAAUAUCCCCAAACUGCAGACAUGACUCCAGGUUUGCCUACUUUAUAUGGAGUUACUAUUGUGGCAAAAGUAUUUACAAAUGCAUGCAAAGAUCUGUGCACAAAUCUGCGUGUAGGUAGAUUUGCAGAUGCAUGCGCAAAUCCACAGACGGGUCUGCAUAUCUGCAAAUCUGUGUAAAGAUUUGCAAAUUUGUACAAAGAUCCACAAAUGCGUGCACAAAUAUGCAAAUACGUAGAGCAAUUUGCAAUUGUGAACUUAGUUCAUUUUGCAUGCGUGGUGAUAAACUGAACACAGUCUUUGUUUUGUCCUGGAUGCUUUGAGGGAACCAGCAUUUGUGGAUUUGUGCACAGAUCUUUAUAUGAAUUUGCAAAUACUUUUGCAACAAUAAUAGCUCCAUAACUUUCUUGCAUAGUAAAUGGUGUAAAAUGAUACAGAGUGCAGUUCCGAAGUGUUUGAGUGUGAGUUCUUUGGAUACGAUACUGUGAUUGGGGUCCUGCAUCCCUACUAAUCAGCAAAUCAGGUCCUAGUAUCAUGUUAAUGAAUGAAAUUAGAUGAGACUUUUAUUUUCAGAGGUGAAUGCAGGAUGCUUUACUAAUUUAGACCCUCUAAAAUGGUUAAAAUAUCACCCAGAUCUAAAGAAAGGAAUCCGUUUGAAAUCAAACAUGACUUUGACUUUAGUCAUGUUUGAAUUUUACAUUGUAGGAUGGAUGAAAGUAAUUAUUAAAAUGUUUGUAUUUGAUUUUUUUUUUGUAUUUGAUGAUCUGGAACAAAGUGACCUUCCUCUAAGACUGUUGCCUCUUUGAAAACAGAAUAACUGUAUUUUAUGAUUUUCAUACAAACUUUGUAAUGUAACAGCAUA